Molecule: messenger RNA, 2830 nt
Organism: Camponotus floridanus (Florida carpenter ant)
Lineage: Eukaryota; Metazoa; Arthropoda; Insecta; Hymenoptera; Formicidae
Exons: 6
Coding region: 1161-2093 (310 amino acids)
Biological process (GO): regulation of DNA-templated transcription
Molecular function (GO): sequence-specific DNA binding
Source: RefSeq, a predicted model, not a curated record
AGUUACGGACCUCAGACGUGGAUCGAGCGUGUUUGACGGCUCUCGACAACAAGGUCUCUCGGGCUUUCGCUUCGCCGUUUCUUCGCCUUGGCUUCGUAAAACCGCAUACCAGUCAUCUCGAUUAUCUCGGUAGCGACCGACGGAUUCGAAGUAGAAUCGGAGGCGAGCUAGUGUUCGACAAGAUAGAGAAAAGGAACGGCGAUAAAACAGCGUAUGAGUGACAAGCUACAAACGGAGGAGAGAAACGACGACCUUGGACGAGGUGCGCGUGUGUCUCUUUUUCACGACUUUUUUAUCUCGCUUCCUUUCUCGAGACGUACGUUCGCGAGACCGCUCAUUAUCGAGAGACACGGACUAAUAAGACCGCGAGAGAUACAUCCGCGCGUAUAGAAGACCCAGAGGAGCGAAGGGGAAGCGGAAAGGAAGAAAAGAGGGACGAGAGAAAGCGAGAAAAGUGGGCAAAGAGGGAAGGAUUGUGCAUUUCCGGAGGCGGAGACUUCCUGCAACGCUGCCCCCCUAUCAUCUGCGUGAUACGUGCGGUGCGUGCAUCAUUUACGCACGCGAGAAUCGAGGAGGGUGCGCGCAAAGCGAUAAUUCGCGCGGUUCUUCACGAACGCGCACGUGCAACACGGACUGACGGUUGUUACGUCAAAGUGUACUUUGGUCGGCCGCCUGUGGAAACCGGCGAAUCGUGCGCGCGCGCGCCGACAGAAUCCGCGUGUAUGCGAUACACGUACGGAUUCCUCGAUCUCGAGUGUGUCGUAUCGUGAAAGUCGCGUCGACGGAUCCCGGGUGAUCGCUAGAUACAGUGUUCGCGUGUGUCAAGAACCGGUGGACCCCUCGCUUCUACCGCCGCCAAUUUAUCCGCAGCAUUCAUUACACGGAAACAGCCAUCGGGAGGGACGGAGAGAGAGAAGAAAGAGAGAGAUAAAAUACAAGAAAACAGAGAUAUACCGACAUUUGGAUAACAAUAUGAAAAGCAUUGUAUAAACUAUAAGAGGAUAAUAAUAACUCUACACAGAGGAUAAUAAUUGCCGUUAUUUCAUCUAGGCAAUUAUCUGAAUUGCUAAAUUCGACAUCGGCAAGAGAUUUGAUAAUUUCUUUCUGUCUUCGAAAGAAAUAAAAGAUUUGCGCUUUUCAGCUAUUAAUAGUAGAACUAUAUGAGCGCCAUAUUGAGUGAUUCUGAGCAAUCGUCAGUGAUGGACAGUCCACCUACGACGAAGAAGAAAAGGGAAACCCAACCAACUUGUAGUUUAUGCAAAAUUCAUAAUCUGAAAAUAUUGUCUAGUGCCCACAAAGGACGUUGUCUAGGCCUUUAUUGCAUAUGUAGCAAAUGCGAAGAUAAAAAGCAAUCACGGAAUAAAUCGAAAGAAGACACAAAAAAGGACAGACAAAAAAAGAAAGAACAAGAGAGACAAGCAAGAAUUAAAUUAAUUGGAUCUGAACUGAUCAAAGCCGAACCUAAACAAGACAUAAUUCCUUUUAUUAUACCUGAAGAAGACAAAGAAAAGUUACCUAAAGAUAUCGACGAAGAUAUGUUGAAGACAAUUAAGUUUGUUAAGAAAAGAGAGGAAAUUAUAUUUACAGGACAAAGAGAAAGGAAGCGAAAAGAAAAGAUAGACGAAGAGGAUUCGAGUGAGAAGCGUUUAAAACUAGAUUUCCCCUUUGAGACAAUUUCAAUCAACAAAUUCAAGGAUUUACUUCGCUAUGGGCUGUGCAUUUGCCUGGGAUGCGAUAUGCGAGAUAAUAUUAUUACUACUAUGAUCUUGUCCUGGAUAGACGAAAUGGUUGCCAUCACCCUCGAAUGUAGCUCAAGUAAAGGCACAGAAAAGAGUUCAGACGAAGCUAAAAGCCGCAUGUUUUUAGUCAGUCACGAAAUCCGCAGAGUGAUAGAAUCACAUGCAGAAAUCAAUUACAGAAAAUAUCUACAUGAGAACUUUGCACAAUGCUUUAAUGGAAUAGAUCCGCAGAAUCCAUUGUUGCCUUGGUCCUUUGAGUUAUUGAGGCCGACGAGUAUGAUUCCGUAUCCUAACAUGCCUAAAUCUACUCAUAUAUAUACUCCAUACUGUACUCGACCGAACACCGAUGUCUAAUAAAUUAAAUCGAGAAGAAAAACAUGUCAAAUCCAAAGAAAAUCGCGUCGUCUCCGAAGUGAUAAGACGGCUAUCAAGACGAGCGGUGGACUUAAGGAAUUUUUAAUCGGUGUUAGGUCAUUUCGGACAUCUCGAGGCAUCAACGUUGCUAUGUAUAUUCGAUGAACUGAGCAAAUCGAAGCUGAAAUCGAGAAUCGAAUGCUUUUUGUCACGAGAAAGCCGUCGAAUUCCAAGGGACGUUUCCAGACACGUUUUCCGUCCUUUAUUAGUCUUGAUCAUCGAUUGUAUUGGCGUCAUAGUCGUGAUUCUUUAAUUGCUCCGAUAAGUGAGGAAUUUCCAGUUAUUUCUCUAUGUAUGAUUUCUCUGCAAGUUUGAUUAAGCAAGAUCCUGAAGAACGAGAGAUCGUAAUAUGUUGUCACGCUUUUGACUCUCCUUAUCACUCGUUCUUGUUUAAUGAGUCCCUUUUUCGCGUGUCCGCAUGUCAUAUUAAAUUUGGAGCAAGAAUAGCGAAAUUAGAUAGCGAACUCAUCGUUCUAUUUGGGCGAUUAUAAACGUGUCAAGAUAAAUCACGCUGAAGAAUCUAUCUGAUCGCGAACAACAGUUUUAUUUGCAGAUUUUUUUAUCAAUGCAAUACGUUUCGCCAAUUGCGUGUGGAAAACCGGACAUCAAGGACGAUGGCGACGGCGAUACUAAUCGAAUUCAUCAAGGAAUUGUGGUGAUUUUUCUUGCCUUAAUAU